AUCUUACAUUGCUGCUAACUUCACGCGGGAUUAGGUCGCACCGCUUCAUCUCGACUGCCGUUAACACUUCAACGGGCUGUCCUUUUAAAAGAACACUAUGAAUCAAGAAAAGCUUGCAAAACUCCAGGCACAAGUGCGGAUAGGUGGAAAGGGAACGGCCCGCAGGAAGAAAAAGGUUGUUCACAAAACGGCAACAGCUGAUGACAAAAAACUUCAAGGCUCGCUGAAGAAACUGGCAGUGAACAACAUUGCAGGGAUAGAAGAGGUGAAUAUGAUAAAAGAUGAUGGGACGGUGAUCCACUUCAACAACCCCAAAGUGCAGGCGUCUCUGUCUGCCAACACCUUUGCCAUCACGGGCCACGCUGAGAACAAGCAGUUGACAGAGAUGCUGCCGGGCAUCCUGAGCCAGCUGGGAGCCGACAGCCUCAGUAGCCUGCGAAAGCUGGCAGAGCAGUUCCCACGGCAAUCUAUGGACUUGAAAGCAGUCAAGGAAGAAAUUGCAGAAGAAGAGGAUGACGACGUACCAGAUCUUGUGGAGAACUUCGAUGAAGCCUCAAAGAAUGAAGCAAACUGAUGAAACCUUUUCCUCCAUCAACCGUUUUAUUUUUUACCUCUUAUGGACUCACAGAGGGCAUUUCCUCUUGUGGAGAAACCGUUGGUAAAGGUGCGAUGCAUCAUCAUCUCCAGAGACGUGAAUGACUGCGGUUUAGCCUGCCACAACAACAACAACAACAACAACAUGCAGAUACAGUAGGUUUUGAUUUCAGUAGACUGAGAUAUUGUGGACACACCAAGAAACAAGGAUCCUCACGAUGCUCUGCACCCAAAUGACUCAACUACUUUAGAAAUGGUCUUUCCACAUGAUCAAAUGUGGCUAGUAUUUAAGAGAUUGUUGUUUAUUAAUUUACAAAUAGUGACAUCUUCAUUGACUUUACAUUAUAGCGGUGAUUAUGAAUUUAAUAAAACAUUUUUGGGCUA
Messenger RNA from Cyclopterus lumpus (lumpfish), 978 nucleotides. Its product is annotated as transcription factor BTF3 homolog 4-like. The transcript is spliced from 6 exons. Lineage: Eukaryota; Metazoa; Chordata; Actinopteri; Perciformes; Cyclopteridae. The record is from RefSeq and is a predicted model, not a curated record. Bases 98 to 574 code for a protein of 158 amino acids.